AUGGUUGCGUCCCUUUUCACUGCGGCCGUCUCGGCCCUGGCCCUCGCCGCCGGCGUCAACGCCCACGGCCACGUCGCCACGGUCGUCGCAGAUGGCGUGACUUAUACGGGGGGUCUGCCCCACGGCGCUCCUGCCAACGCUGUCGGCUGGCUGGCCGGUAACCAGGACAACGGCUUCGUCGAGCCCAACCGCUUCAGCAGCGCCGAUAUCAUCUGCCACAAGAACGCCCGCCCGGCCAGCAACUCGGUCCGGGUGCGCGCCGGCAGCACCAUCACGCUGCGGUGGAACACGUGGCCCGAGUCCCACAAGGGCCCCGUCAUCGACUACCUGGCCCCGUGCAACGGCAACUGCGCCAACGUCAGCCCGUCGUCACUCCAGUUCGCCAAGAUCGCCCAGCGCGGCCUCAACUCGGGCAGCAACCCGGGCAACUGGGCCUCGGACGACCUGAUCCGCAACGGCAACUCGUGGACCGUCACCAUCCCGAGCAACCUCGCCCCCGGCGGCUACGUCCUCCGCCACGAGAUUAUCGCCCUGCACUCGGCCGGCCAGCCCAACGGCGCCCAGGCCUACCCCCAGUGCAUCAACAUCGAGGUCACCGGCGGCGGCUCCGCCCGCCCCAGCGGCACCGCCGGCACCUCCCUCUACCGCGCCAACGACCCCGGCAUCCUCUUCAACCUCUACACCAACUUCAAUAGCUACCCCAUCCCCGGCCCCGGCCUGUGGCGCGCCUAG
Molecule: messenger RNA, 732 nt
Organism: Canariomyces notabilis
Lineage: Eukaryota; Fungi; Ascomycota; Sordariomycetes; Sordariales; Chaetomiaceae
Product: lytic polysaccharide monooxygenase
Exons: 1
Coding region: 1-732 (243 amino acids)
Source: RefSeq, a predicted model, not a curated record